AUGUGCCACAGCAUCCACCUGCCCACACAGCCGCCACACAGCCACCACACAGCCGCCACACAGCCGCCACACAGCCGCCACACAGCCGCCACACAGCCACCACACAGCCGCCACACAGCCGCCACACAGCCGCCACACAGCCACCACACAGCCGCCACACAGCCACCACACAGCCGCCACACAGCCGCCACACAGCCACCACACAGCCGCCACACAGCCGCCACACAGCCACCACACAGCCGCCACACAGCCAUCACCACACAGCCGCCACACAGCCGGCACACAGCCGCCACACAGCCGGCACACAGCCGGCACACAGCCGCCACACAGCCGCCACACAGCCACCACACAGCCGCCACACAGCCGCCACACAGCCGCCACACAGCCACCACCACACCACAGUUUAAUUGGAGAGGAGGUGUGGUCAGAGGAGGUGUGGUCAGAGGAGGUGUGGUCAAAAGAGGUGUGGUCAGAGGAGGUGUGACCAGAGGAGGUGUGGUCAGAGGAGGUGUGGUCAGAGGAGGUGUGACCAGAGGAGGUGUGGUCAGAUGCAGUCUGAGGAGGUGUGGUCAGAGGAGGUGUGGUCAGAGGAGGUGUGGUCAGAGGAGGUGUGGUCAGAGGAGGUGUGGUCAGAGGAGGUGUGACCAGAGGAGGUGUGGUCAGAUGCAGUCAGAGGAGGUGUGGUCAGAGGAGGUGUGGUCAGAGGAGGUGUGA
Molecule: messenger RNA, 714 nt
Organism: Knipowitschia caucasica
Lineage: Eukaryota; Metazoa; Chordata; Actinopteri; Gobiiformes; Gobiidae
Source: the annotation of a GenBank genome assembly